Aspergillus fumigatus Af293 is the source of this 1338-nucleotide messenger RNA. It is a transcript of the gene vosA, whose product is annotated as protein vosA. The transcript has 9 exons. Bases 1 to 1338 code for a protein of 445 amino acids. Lineage: Eukaryota; Fungi; Ascomycota; Eurotiomycetes; Eurotiales; Aspergillaceae. The record is from RefSeq and is a predicted model, not a curated record.
AUGCCUCUCUUUCCCGCGAAUCCCAGAGGUUUGUCCGACCUUCCUUCGCACCGGAAUGGUCUUCUCGACUCUUACUCAGCUGUCCAGGGUCUCCAACUGACAAUGUUGUCCAACACCAGUUCUGACUUCGAGUUGAUCAUUCGCCAGCAGCCCAAUCGGGCGCGCGUGGCCGGUGGGAAGGAGAAAGAACGCAAGCCAGUCGAUCCGCCGCCGAUUGUGCAACUCCGGGUAAGAGAGGAAGGGAGCUAUCUCGCGCAUCUGUACGAUGCCAAUGAAGAUCAGCCAGUUCCCGUACCGCCGGCCACAGCUUUGGCAGGCACUCUUGUCUCGUCGCUUCAUCGGUUGAAGGAUGUGGAUAAUAAUGACGGCGGAUUCUUCGUAUUUGGGGAUUUGUCCGUCAAAAUCGAAGGGGAGUUCCGACUGAAGUUUACCUUGUUUGAGAUGCGAAAGGAUGUGGUUACCUACCUGAAAUCCAUUAUCUCUGAUCGCUUCACUGUUUCACCGCCAAAAACUUUCCCUGGAAUGCAAGAAUCCACGUUCCUUUCUCGGUCAUUUGCCGACCAGGGUGUCAAACUACGCAUCAGAAAAGAGCCUCGCACACUGUCUCUGAAACGGCCGCCUCGGCCGGAAGAGUAUCCCCAGCAGCCACUCCCUCGCUCCCCGGACCGGUCUUCGAUGCAAAUGUCGGGGAACGCUUUCACUGGCUAUCCGGCAGCAGGCAGAGAUUAUGCAUACUACGGGACACCGGUCAAACGUCAGCGGACGUCUGUAGACUACGGAAACAGAGGCAUCUAUGACGCCGAAGGUCGAAUGCGCCAGGUGGAUGCGUAUCCACAAACCACCGCCAUGUAUCCGAAUCAGCCAGGUACCUACCAGACACCCAUGAUGCAAGGAUAUCCUGCUGGUCAUACGGGAGUACCAGAUUAUGCGAUGCCCUAUGGGAUCCCGCCAUCCGCUCAGGUGGCCCAAAUGCAGGAUCCAGCGGCCCACGCACGCUCCAGCCAGCAAGCGACGAUGCAAUCUUUAGGCAUGAUGAACCAGCCAGGUACUCCUACCGCAGAUUCGACGGCCGCCAUGAUGCCUCAAGGAUAUCCCCAACCGCGAACGCAACAGUACCAAACAAGCUCUACAAUUUUACCACCUUUGCAACGGAAUCGCAACUUUCCACAAGGGACCAACGGUGCAUCUGCACGAGGUUACUUUGAUCAGGCGUCACAAGGUGCAACUCCAAUUCUCCCGUCACAACCCAUGGGUUCAACCGAAGGGGAUCGAUAUGGCGCUGCGCCCGGUCAAACAACCUUUGAGCAUCCUGGCUCACAUAAUGGAACACCCCGAUAA